Pollicipes pollicipes is the source of this 2389-nucleotide messenger RNA. RefSeq lists its product as uncharacterized. Gene Ontology annotation, cellular component: nucleus. NCBI's taxonomy places the organism in Eukaryota, Metazoa, Arthropoda, Thecostraca, Pollicipedomorpha, Pollicipedidae. Bases 632 to 2389 code for a protein of 585 amino acids. The record is from RefSeq and is a predicted model, not a curated record. The transcript has 12 exons. Gene Ontology annotation, molecular function: metal ion binding; RNA binding. Gene Ontology annotation, biological process: negative regulation of DNA-templated transcription.
UGUUAUGUAGGGAGCGAAGAAUAUUUCUGCAAGGAAACGGACAUGAAAUAUUGGCGACCGGCAUCAGCUGUGCCAACUCUGUGAUCAACUCUUCAGAAUCGCUAUGGAUUCAGACGACGAUCGAUUGGAAAUCGUGGAAGACGGCAGCGGAAGAUGAUAUUGCGGAUGGAUCCUCCACCGUAUCCAACGACUGGGGUUUGAGAUCACAGGAUAGCGGUCCAUGGCAAGGGAGGGCCAGUGAACAGUCAUUUCUCCCAAAGCCCGCAAUUAUGGUGGCCGAGGAGCCGACUGAGUUGGAUACCCAUGCUACGGAGGAGCCGCUGUUCGCAGAGCCCCCUGCCGCAGCUGAACCGGUAUGCUGCGUCGCUGAGGUUGCGAGAGUGAUGAAUAAAGAUGGCGCCAGUGAUCUAGAAGAUGGAGAGCUGGAGGAGGCGAGCUGGAAGACGACGACGGAGAAAUCUCUGAGCCGGCGGUGGAGCAAAAAGUUCCAGCUUCGUCUGCUUUGGACGCGCUGCCUGCGGCGAGUGGGGAGUCCUUCGCCCCCACAGAAGAUCCGACCAUCGGAAGCACAGGGGACGGAAUAUCUGUUGAACCAAGAGGCCACCAAGAGGAUGAAAAGGCGUCUGGAGAUAUGGAACAUACCAACGUAAAAACGGCAGAAAAGCGACGGUACUGGUCAGAGGAGGAGGCUGACGACGACGCGGUCUACGUGCGUGGUGCGUCUCCAGUCCACCGCCCGAGGCGAGUGGCGACGCACUACGGAAGAUACGAGCAUGAAUAUGCUACGUUCACCAGUCCUCGCUCGAAGAGGGGCAGAGCGGAUAAGGCCAAGCGUAAAUCCUCGGCCACCUGUGGCUUCUUCAUGCAAGGGAAAUGCCACAAGGGAAGAAUGUGUCAUUUUGCUCACAAGGCAAUUCCACCGCGGAAGAUGGAGCUGUGCAAGUUCUAUGCCAAAGAAUGUUGCGUGAAAGAAGCGCAUUGCCUGUAUUUACACAAAGGAUUCCCCUGCAAAAUGUUCCAUACUGGCGCCAGGUGUUUCGAAGAUGACAAGUGCAAAUUCAGCCACAAGCCCUUGACAGAUGUUACGCAAUCAAUUUUGCUGAAGCACCUGGACACGGCGCCGCCCGAGAUCCUGGGAGAUUUCCCACGCAUGGGGCGCGCCACCGCCCUGCACAUGAUCGAACUGGCCGCCGCCAAGCGCGAGAACGGCGACCAGCCCAACUUCUCGUUCCCCAACAUCGAGCAGACCAGAUACACCCACCUAGUGAAGGAGACGCCCAGCGGCGGCGGCGCCGGCCGAGACUACGUCAGCAGCCUGCCGGCCAGUCAGCGGCAGCUCUACCUGCGCAUCCAGCAGCAGCAGAAGGAGAACGUGCCCAGAGAGGACACGCCGCAGCCGACCGAUGACGAGGCGCGGAUGGCCGAGGAUAACUGGUACUCCAGCGACGAGGAGGACGCGCCGCCGCUCACCGACGUGCUGAGGAAGAUUUCCACCGAGCCAGCGCAGCCGGCAGGACCAGCCCGGCGGAGCGCGGGCGACAUCGACCCGGUGGAGGCCAUCAGCCAGCUGCUGAUGACGAUCAAGAACAGCACCAAAGACGACCGCUGGGGAGCCGGCGGCUGCACGACGAGUGCCGCCACGAGCCGAGCCGACCUCGACCUGCGCAGCUGCUGCCGCUCCGGCCAGCCAGAGGGCACCGAGACGGGGUCACAAGCCCACUCCACGCACCCGCCGGCAGAGUGUGAGCUCCUGGGCGCGGCCUGGGGCGACGCGGCUGAUGUCAUGGUGAUGGAGACUGACGACUGGUGCGGUGAGAACGCUUCAGAAAGCGCGAACGCCGCGCGGAGGAAGGCACAAGGAGCGCGGGGACCAAGCGUUGAGCGCGGCACCAUAGUUGACAUGGAGAUCGACUCAGAAUCGUCGUCGCUGCCGGGCAUCGAGCUGGGUGUGGCGCCUGACGGCAUGCCAGGAGGCCAUGGUGGGACGGCCUCGUCCGACACCGACUUGCGCAUAGCCGACCAGGACCUGCGCGUGCCAGAUCAGGACCUCCGUAUGACGGACCAGGGCCGCCACACGACCCACCGAAACCUCGGUGCGUCCGACCAAGACCUGCGCGUGGCCGAUGAGGACCUCCGUGUGGCCGGCAAGGGUCUGCAGGUGGCCGAACGGGACCGCCGCGUCGCGGACGAUGCCUUUCGCGUGUCCGACCCCGGUCCGAUGGAGGCGGCGCGCUGGCCAACCGCCGAAGAGCUGCCGUUGCCCUUCAAGCCGCACGGCUCGACGCCCGUGAAGAGCUGGUAUGGGCCGCAGCAGACCGCUGCACUGGAGCAGGGGCAGUGGCCGGACGACGCCGCUCAGGAGGCUGACACGCGCCUCUCGUCGUCGUGA